AGCUUUCAUAAAGACAAUGGUGGGGAAGAGGACGAAAUGAAGAGGGACGUCUGAUGGGAUCCCUCUGGAAGAAGAUCAGACAGGCGUCUGAGUACAAAAUGGUGUUGUUCAGCAGCACCAACGUCAAAAGUCUGCCGGACGGAGGCGCCAUCAGCCCCCCUGAGGAGCUUCGCAGGCCACUCAGACUUCCCUUAAAGGCUCCUGAUCAGGCAGGAUACAACUCGGAGAGGCACAGCAGCAAGGAGAGCAGCAUAGCCGUUGUACUGCCACAGAAACCCAGUGAGCAGAAGCAAAGCGCUGAGCUCUUCACUCCCACAGAAGAAAAGGUGGAAGUUAUAAAGGUCUACCUUAAAGCUCGGCACGAGACGACGCAAAGUGUCAGGAUGCUGACAGAUGAAGUGCCACAGAUUCAGGAGGUGCGGUACUGCCUGAAGAGUCUGAGAGUGCAGAUGGCUGCCAGACAAAACAGUAACUUGUACCAGGUUCCAGCAAACGACUUCAGAGUCAAAUUGCCCAGCAACCAACCACCCGUCACCAACAACAAUAAUGUCUCCCUUGACGUUCUGCUCAAGGACAAUCAGGAGGACAGCGCCAAGCUCAGAGAGGCGACCAGGCGUCUCUACGCGCAGCUGAAGCAGAUGGAGAAGCAGCAUCAGGAGGAGCGGGACAGACUGGAGGCUGAGUCGAAAGAGUACCGCAUCCGCUUGGCUGAGCAGUCAGAACGUCUGCAGGUGGUGGAGCUGCAGUCAGAGGAAAAAGGCCAACAGGUGGAGGAGCUGCAGAGGCUGCUGGAGAGCAUGAGGAUUGAGAGCAACCUCCUCAAAGACAAGAUGGAGGCAGGAGAGGCGGAGUUGCUGCAACUUAAAAAAGACAGAGAGGAAGGAGCAGAUGAGCAGCAAAGGUGCAAAGACCUCAAGAAUCAGGUGGCUGUGCUUAAGGAAAGGAUUCAUCACCUUGAUGACAUGCUGAAAUGUCAGCAAAGGAAGCUCCGUCAAAUGAUUGAACAGCUGCAGGACUCACGGACUAUACUCCAAGACAGGGAUCGGGUCAUCAUGGAUCUGGAGGAGAGGGUCGCUUUCCUGGAGGCUGAGAACAAGGAACUGCACGACCAUAUGGAGCACUUCCUAGCAGGACGGGACCCUCCUGCCCUGUCCACAGAAAACAAGCCAGAAAUUGUUUACAGCAAACCUUUGAUUCCAACAUCCCCGACCAACAAAGUCCUGCCUUUCAUCAAAGUCAUCGAGAUCAAAUCCUAAGCAACAUCCAAGGAAAUUGUCUAAAACAAAUUUGUAAAUAUGUUUUUACUUAUCCACUAUUAAUAUAUAUAUACAGAUUUAUAUGUAGUAGAUCUGCAGUGAAAGGACCUCGUUUUAAAAUUAUCACCUGUUAGCUGUUAUAUUCGUGGCUCUUACAUUCAGGAUCUUUGUUGCAUGUCAAAAAAACAAAUAGUACAACAUGAUGAACUCUUCAAAAGCAAAUAAAUGGCAUGUAUUGAUUUCCUGGAUGUUUCACACAGGCACAAGUCUGUGAUUUUAUACUUUGACAGGAGAACCUUCAGGAUACAUUGGCAAGAGUUCAAAGAACUUCAUGCUGGCUCUUGUGAAGAAUAAUGAUCAGUUUUAUAGCCAAACCAACUAGUCUGGGUCAAAUUAAAAAUUAAUCCUAUUGCUCUGAGGGUUUUAGCACCUUUUAAUAUACCAGUAAAAGUUUUCAUGCGGGUCAAAUUCCUGUGCUUUGCACAGACAUUGUUUACGUGUCAGGAUAUGUUUCUGACAUCAAAUUGUCUCAUAUGUGAAAAGAAAACAGAACAUUUUAACAUAUUAAAACUCUUAACUUAUGGUGGGUUUACACUCGUAAUCAUUCUCCAAACUAUUUUCUUCCAGUCCAGGCGUUACUUCUGCUAAAAUGAUGUUUAAUAAUGCUUAUUUAACAUUUUGUAUUGUUUGCAUCCAACAUCUUUCUGUUAACACUUUGUUGUAUUUCUAUAAACACUGUAGAUAGAACCCCCAAAGCUGAACAUGUUGUUGUAGAUUUUCUCCACUUUUAUUUAAACCUAAAUAAAACAGAAUAACCUGA
Molecule: messenger RNA, 2076 nt
Organism: Girardinichthys multiradiatus
Lineage: Eukaryota; Metazoa; Chordata; Actinopteri; Cyprinodontiformes; Goodeidae
Gene: tuft1b
Product: tuftelin 1b
Exons: 12
Coding region: 54-1256 (400 amino acids)
Biological process (GO): intracellular signal transduction
Cellular component (GO): intracellular anatomical structure
Source: RefSeq, a predicted model, not a curated record